Messenger RNA from Lactuca sativa (garden lettuce), 880 nucleotides. RefSeq names its product jagunal-like protein. The record is from RefSeq and is a predicted model, not a curated record. Gene Ontology annotation, biological process: endoplasmic reticulum organization; vesicle-mediated transport. Lineage: Eukaryota; Viridiplantae; Streptophyta; Magnoliopsida; Asterales; Asteraceae. Gene Ontology annotation, cellular component: endoplasmic reticulum membrane.
CAAUUGUUUCUUGCUUCUUUCUAGAAACAGAAGCCCUCCACCACCAUCACACCGCCGAUCGCCACAACCAUCGCAUUAUACGCCGCAUCUCAUCACUGGUGCACCCUGCUCUAUUCAAUCCCAUAUCAAAAUCUUUUUCCCUUAUUUUUUCUGUUGUGAACUGCUACGUGCCUGCGACGUUCCUUCACCACCGGAAGCACUUGCCCAGAUGCAGCAGAGAAAUUCUGGCAACCGGCGUCCAUCGGGAACCGAUGGCUCUGAUUUCUCAUACAGAAUGGUUGUGGACAACAGAUAUACAAAGGUAGCCAAGGGGAAAUCCACACUCUCCAAAGUUCUUGUGGUUCAGGCAGUGGUAGUGCUGCUAGGAGUAGUUGACAUCCUUUUCACUCUGUUAAACAAGGAGCCUCUUGAAAUCUUAGCUGCUGCAUCCAUUUCUAUAACUUUGAUUUCAAUUAUAAUUGGAGAAUUGGGUCGAAAGCGUAGCAGAGUGAGUCUUUUGAAACUCUAUAUGGCUGCAUCGUCUGUAGGAAUACUUGGAUCAAUUGCUUCCAUUGCUCAACUAAAGGCAACCACACCUCUUCUUGUUGGUCUGAGUAACUGGGAAACAGAUAAGUUUGAUCUAUUGAAGAUUGCUUGUGUUUCUGUUGGACUGUUUGUGCAAAUAUUUUCUAUCAGUAAAACAACAUCUCUGAUCGGGAAUAUGUCUCCUCCAAAAAGAGCUUCUUGAUGCAAAUCAUCUUUCCCUCUGUCUUAUUGACAAUGACGCACUUUUGUGUUGAAUAUAUGUUGUUUUUGUCUCAUUAACAUCCAUCACUAUUGUUAUGUCCUGUAACAAAACUCAUUUCCCUCAUCUAGAUUUUUAUUGCUCAUGGUUUAGUUA